Messenger RNA from Pararge aegeria (speckled wood butterfly), 1412 nucleotides. RefSeq lists its product as uncharacterized. The transcript has 6 exons. Lineage: Eukaryota; Metazoa; Arthropoda; Insecta; Lepidoptera; Nymphalidae. The record is from RefSeq and is a predicted model, not a curated record. Bases 77 to 1009 code for a protein of 310 amino acids.
UAUCCUUGACGAUGUAACCAUUUAAAAACUCAAUAACACUCAAAAUUCAGCUGGAAUAACCAAAAUCCUCAACAAAAUGCAGUUAAUACACGACCAUUCCCCCAGCGUACACUUAAAAGACUUUAAAUUUAGUAAUAUUGGGAACAUGAACGCGAAUAUUCGGCCCCCUUCGUCUCACAACAUCGAGGUUAAGGAGAAGAUAUCAUCGGAUGCGGCCCUCUUUUUGAUGAACCCGGUGGCGAGCGGUGACAAUAUGCUGACUGGUGUAAACAACGGGCAGAAAAUAAAAGAUGAAUUACUGUCUCCACUACUUGUGCCGUGCUGCGAAGGCAAGGAGCUACAGAUCAACGAAGAAUUGGUGUGCAGCGGAUUAUCGGCAAUCUCCGUAAAACACGACAGUGUCGUCCAAUGUAUGAGCAUGUCCUAUGCUUGUGAGAAGAUGCAGGUUCCAUCCGGACUCGUUAAGCACCGAAAUUCAUUUCGUUCGCUGCACCGUCCUGACCUGAAGCGUGUGCCGUACCUUCGCCGCAUGACACCAGAUGAGCUCGAGACGCUGUUUCGCGGCUUCGCUGAUCUUCCGGUGCACUUUGACAAAAAUGAUAUUCAAAAAGUAGAAACUCGCCCCGCUGUGUUACCUUCUUCAUUGCCUGAUGAGAGAAUUGUACCAAGAAAUGUGGGAGAGAAAAAGACGGUUCAUUCAAAAGACAACAUCGAUGGCUUGCUCCAUCCAAUACCAGAAAAAAGGUCACGUACAGAGGAUGUGCCAGAUGGUAUGAUGCUGCAUGGCACUCGUGCCCGUCUUUAUACGUCCGUCCUGGCUGGAGCUAAAGCUGGUGAUCAGUUGGAUAACGCAACACCAAAUGAAGAGUACGACACGCGGGUACCAGACGAGAUCGUUCCAGAAGACGAGAUCCAGCUAAAUGAGGAACUACAAAUUAUUCUCCCUCCGCGCUGCGAUGACGACACUGCGGACUCUUCCAUUACCAGUUCAGAAACUAUAACCGCUUGAAAAUUUGCAUUACCAACUUUAUUUUUUAGAACAAUACUCUUUUGCGUAUCCCAGAUUCCAAAUCCAAGCAAAGACAAACUAUUUUACCAGUGCAAAACUAUUCUAGUCAAAUUAAAUUUAAAAUAUACCUACAAUUUAAAAAGUACAAGCCUACUCACUCUGUGAGUAAUGUAGCGCAUGAAGAUAUUCCUAAAGCGUAAAAAAUCGCGCCGAUGGGUGAAGAAGCUUAAACAAAAAUCAAGAAAAAGAAUUGGUAAGCUAAUGAUGUAUUUAUAUUGGAUGAUUAGCGAAUUCCUUGAUUGAAAUUUUAACAAACUUGUCGGCAUGAUAAAAUUAUUAGAACUAAAAAGCUAAAAUAGGGCUAGAAUGUAAUAGGAAGGUUAAUUAAUAAAGGCAGCUUUAA